AUUUUAAAUAUAUUUUUUGUGUGUGUGUGCAAUGAAUUUCAAAGACUUGCAAUACUCCAUUAGCAAAUUAACAACUCAAGUUCAGUCACAAGUGGCUCGUAAUAACCCUUUACAGAACCAAGACACGAGAUCUCUCAACUAUUGGUUGUUUCAAGAACGAAAUGAGCUAGCAACAUUAAGAACAAAGGCAUAUCAGCAGCUAGAGACAAACAAGGCCUUUAUGGACUGGGUGAAUGAUGAAUCCGUAAAAUAUGAACAGGAUAAGGAAUAUUGCAUUAAAGAUAUCGGUGAAGCACUUUGUAGUUUAUUUAAUAAGCAAGUAGAAUUAGAACAAUGCUAUGCUGGUAAGUAUAUACAAACAGAGGCUCUUGCUUAUAAACAAUGUUAGAUGAGCAUAGGCUUUAUCGACGUAUCAUCAAGCUCAUUCGACAGAGAGAACAAGAAAGACUGGAUAGGGAGGAAAGAAGAAGGGCGAUCGAGGACAGGAUUAACCACUUAAAAAAGACGAAUUCAAAUUUGGAUAGAAUACAAGAAUUUGAAAAUGAACUUGCUACCAUGCAGUCAAUAGACGAUACCGCGGGUUUCAAAAAGACGAUGCUUAAGGAAGCAUUCUAUUUGAAAUUGAAUGCCUUACAGGAAUAUGCCGAAAAAAUAACACUGCUUGCAAAAUUUGGCAAGGAUUUAGCGGAUGGAUUUGAACAUCCAAGAGAUAGAAUAGAUAUACAGGUCAUGGAAGCGAUGCUAAGUAUAGAUGGCUGGCACUCGGAAAGAAGACCCACAUUGCUAUUAUUUGAUGAAAAUGACGAUAACGAUGAUGCUAUCUCACUAGCAUCGACUGAUAUUGAUGGGCAGCUGCCAGUGUCAUCUGGCUCUAGUGGCGUCAAUCAGAGUAAUACAAAUUGAAUGAGCAAUGAGAAGAAAGUUUUUAUUUACUAUAUUUAUAUGUGCAUUUUUAUGUGGUUAUGAAUGUUUGUAUAAUUGUUUACAUGUAACAAAGAAAUAUGGUGUAGUUUUAAAGGCAAUAUGACAAGAUCAAGUUGC
Molecule: messenger RNA, 1041 nt
Organism: Rhizopus microsporus ATCC 52813
Lineage: Eukaryota; Fungi; Mucoromycota; Mucoromycetes; Mucorales; Rhizopodaceae
Exons: 2
Coding region: 382-903 (173 amino acids)
Biological process (GO): endocytosis; eisosome assembly; negative regulation of protein kinase activity
Cellular component (GO): plasma membrane; eisosome filament
Molecular function (GO): lipid binding
Source: RefSeq, a predicted model, not a curated record